This is a messenger RNA of Guillardia theta CCMP2712, 636 nucleotides long. Its product is annotated as cyclophilin B. Lineage: Eukaryota; Cryptophyceae; Pyrenomonadales; Geminigeraceae. Bases 4 to 591 code for a protein of 195 amino acids. Gene Ontology annotation, cellular component: endoplasmic reticulum; fungal-type vacuole. Gene Ontology annotation, molecular function: peptidyl-prolyl cis-trans isomerase activity. The record is from RefSeq and is a predicted model, not a curated record. Gene Ontology annotation, biological process: protein folding; protein peptidyl-prolyl isomerization. The transcript is spliced from 6 exons.
AGUAUGAUUCGAUCGUUGAAGCUCGCUACUGUUGCUGCUCUGUUGGUUCUUGCUACUGUCGGAGCUGAGGCCAAGAAGAAGGGUCCCAAGGUCACUACCAAGGUCUUCUUUGACAUCACCAUUGAUGGCAAGGACGCCGGCCGCAUCGUGAUGGGGCUCUAUGGCAAGAGUGUCCCACAGACUGCAGAAAACUUCCGCGCCUUGUCUACUGGCGAGAAGGGAUUCGGUUACGAGGGAUCUAUCUUCCAUCGUGUGAUCAAGAACUUCAUGAUCCAGGGUGGAGACUUUACUCGUGGAGACGGUACCGGCGGAAAGAGCAUCUACGGAGAGAGGUUUGCGGAUGAGAACUUCAAGUUCAAGCACACCAAGGGAGGAUUGCUCUCCAUGGCCAAUGCUGGCAAGGACACCAAUGGCUCGCAGUUCUUUAUCACCACCGUGCCCACGCCCUGGCUCGAUGGCAAGCAUGUUGUUUUCGGAGAGGUUCUUGAGGGUAUGGACCUCGUUCAUAAGAUCGAGAACUCCAAGACUGACGGCCGUGACAAGCCAGAGAAGGAGGUCAAGAUCGCCAAGUCUGGAGAGCUCAAGGAAUAAGUGUACUUUGCGCGAGAGAGUAAAACAGCCAACGCACUCCAAGCG